CACGCUGCAGUCAUUCUCUCAUUCAUCAUGAAAAUCGUUCGGUCGCCAACAAUUUUCCCAAUAUUUAUGCCAAAAAUGUGUUAAAAACAAAGUGUUUGUUUGUUAUAAAUAGUGCAUAAGCUUGUGCUAUGACAGUGCGGUCAUGUCAUAAAAAUUAAAUGCACAUGCAAUACGUGGUAGGAAUGUGCGAAAAACGUAAAACGAAAAAAUGAAAUCUAGUCAAAAAUACGUCGCAAAUGGAGGGGGAAAGAGGAUGAUGAUGGAUGGCCAAACAUAGCCACAGAGCGAAAAAACGCAAAUAAGUGACACGCAGAGCAAGAUAAUGCAAUUGUAUUUGUAAAUAAGCAAGACAAAUUAAUAUACAAAAAUAUAUUCAUUGACACUACCAUACACACAUACGGUGAAAGAGAGAAAGAGAUCAAAAAUCCAAACGAACUGCACUUGUGUAUUACUUGUGAGUGUGUGUGGGCGCAUCUCACACACACAAUAGCUGGUGUUAUUGAGUUGUUGUUGUUUUUGGGGUUGAAAGCUGCAUAACGCGUGACGUGUGAGUGUGUGUGUGUGUUUUUGGUAGUGUCUCUAUACAACCCCCUUUAAAGUGUCGCACACGUUACAAGUUACAAGUGCCACCUCACACCCACAAAUGCGUAAUUAGGAAAUCGACUCGAGACGAAACAGAAGCCACAAGAGACUCAAAAGAGAGACAACAACUGAACACCAAAAACACCCAAAAUGAUGGACAACGAUGACACAAUGCUCAAUAACUGUGGUCCACAGUCGGGCGCCGAGACCGUUUAUGGCACCGAGGACAACAAUAUGGUCAUGUCGGAGAAGAAUGAACAGGUUGUCAGCAUCGUGCAGCAGCUGGCGGGUAGCAUUUAUCAGGAGUUCGAGCGAAUGAUCAAUCGCUACGAUGAGGAUGUGGUGAAGAACCUGAUGCCGUUGCUGGUGAACGUGCUGGAGUGCCUGGAUGCCUCCUAUCGCAUCAAUCAGGAGCAGGACGUUGAGGUGGAGCUGCUGCGCGAGGACAACGAACAGCUUGUCACACAAUAUGAGCGAGAGAAAAGUGCUCGCAAACAGUCGGAGCAAAAGCUGCUGGAGGCUGAGGACUUGGCCGAGCAGGAGAACAAAGAGCUGGCCAGCCGUCUGGAAUCGCUGGAGAGCAUUGUGCGCAUGCUGGAGCUGAAGCACAAGAACAGCGUGGAGCACGCCAGUCGCCUGGAGGAGCGUGAGACAGACCUCAAGAAGGAAUAUGCCAGGUUGCAUGAACGAUACACGGAGUUAUUCAAGAACCAUGUGGACUACAUGGAGCGCACAAAGAUGCUAAUGGGCUCAACGCAUUCGCAGAUGAGCACAGCCUCCGAUCGCAUGGAAGUGAGUCGAGCACGUCUCAAUCCCGUCGCACGCAGCUCGGGUCCCGUUUCCUAUGGCUUUGCAUCGCUGGAGAACUCGGUGAUGCUCGACACGGAGACGAUUUGCAGUGUCGGCAGUCAGUCGGAUGACUCGGGUCCGCCUUCGCUGCAGAAUGAGCUCGACAAUUUGGCUGGCACUGUGGAACGUGGUGCAGCAACAGAUGCGUUGCAGCAACAACAUCAAGCGACAUCGCCACAGAGUCCCGACAUCAGUCCCGUUGUGCCAAAUGUGCCCGCAAAUGUUGGUCGAUCGACCACGAAGAAGGAGCAACGGUCGGACAAUAACCUAUACCAAGAGUUGUCCUUCCAGGAUAAUGAAGAGAGCGAAGAGAAUGAGAUUGUCACAGGCAGCUGGGUACAUCCCGGAGAGUACGCAUCCUCAGCAAACGACAACUAUUUUGGCAUGGGCAAAGAGGUGGAGAACCUCAUCAUGGAGAACAAUGAGCUGCUGGCAACCAAAAAUGCACUCAACAUUGUCAAGGACGAUUUGAUAGUCAAAGUGGAUGAGCUGACGGGCGAAAUCGAAAUUGUGCGCGAAGAGCUGAACGCAAUGCAACAGUCGAGAACGAAGCUGCGGCAACGCAUCAGUGAGCUGGAGGACGAGCUGAAGAAGGUCAAGGAACAGGUGAAGCAACAAAACACCGAACAGGAAGAGAACGAUGUGCCGUUGGCGCAACGCAAGCGCUUCACGCGUGUCGAGAUGGCCAUGGUGCUGAUGGAGCGCAAUCAGUACAAGGAGAGGCUGAUGGAGCUGCAGGAGGCGGUGCGUCUCACGGAGAUAUUGCGCGCCUCGCGCACAGUCGACAACUUGGACAAGAAGUCGAAGCAAAGCAUUUGGAAAUAUUUUAGCAAUCUUUUUACCCCUUCCAAUCGCCCGACGGAACGCGUUGCCGACGGGCUUGGAGGGGGGCCGAUGUUUCGUCACACAGGCGGAGGAAGCCCUGCCCACAGCCAUGGAUCACCCAGCCGUGGAGGAAGCGACAAUCGCCUUGCCCUAGCCGGUGCCCAUCCGCCGCCGCAUCCGGCCAGCGCCGGACUCGCCAAUGCGCUAAUCAUGGCCAAGGACUAUGCGGAGGAAGGCAGUUCGGAACGCAUUAGCGCCCGGAGGCGUGAACAGUAUCGUCAGCUGCGUGCCCAUGUGCAAAAGGAGGACGGACGCUUGCAUGCCUACGGCUGGAGUCUGCCCAUCAACAAGACCAAUCAGGAUGCGAAUCCGAGUCGCCAUUCUGGCGGUGUCCCAGUGCCCGUCUAUUGUAAUCCACUCGCAGAGGCAUCGCCACACAUGAAGGUCUUUUGUGCCGCGGGCGUCAAUCUUCAGGGCGGCUUCACCAAGGAUGGCCAAUCGCUGAUACCCGCCGACUCGCCGUAUGCGCCACGCUCGACGCUCAAAAUCGCUGAGAUUACUAGUCCAACGGCCGAGCAAAGCGCCGAGGCGCUGGAUCGCCAAAUGGCGCGGGCCAGCCUCGAGACUCUGGAGCCGGAGACGCAGCUCAGUUCGUAUGUUUGGAUCUGCACAAGUACUCACGGCGCAAGCACUGUGAGUGUGGUGGAUGCGAAUCAAUCGGCGACUGUGCUGGAUGCAUUUCCCAUCUGUGCAUCGCAUCUACUCUGCAUAGCCUCGGUUCAGGGUGCCAUGGAGAGUGACUAUGCGCUGCUGGAGCAAUCAGAAGUGGUCAAGGCCGGUGAGAUGCUGCAGCGACCGGGCGAAGGUGCCGAACUCCUGGGCAAGGUGGAGUUUAUACGCGUGCGUCCCAAAGCGGAUCAGAACAGCAACAGCAAGCAGCACUCGCAGGAGGAUGGCGAUGACGCAGCGACAGCAGCAGCAGCCACAGCAGUUGCUGUGCCUGGCGUGGCUGAGGCCAAGGAGGCAACCGAGAAGUCCAAUGAGCAGUUGCCUGCGGUGGAUGCAGCCGAACCUUUGGGCAAUGUGGAGGCUAUCAAGAUACGUCAGGCGUUGCCUGGAGCACCGCAACGCUUGCCCAGCAACAGCAGCGAGAGCAACAAUCAGGCGAACAACAACAACAACAGCAGCAACAGUUCGCAGUUUACGAUCAAGUCGCUGAAUCCCAUACUGGGUACCAAGGAGCGUGAUGAACCCGCCAUGAGUUCGGUGGGACCGACAAUGUGGCUGGGUGACCAGGAGGGUUGGCUAUAUGUCCACAGCAGCGUGGGAAGGUGGCACGAGUGUCUGCACAAGGUGCUCUUGCCUGAUGCGGUGCUGGCGAUUGUGCAUGUGGAGUCGCGUGUGGUUGUUGCGCUGGCCAAUGCUCAGUUGGCUGUGUUUCGCCGCCAAACAGACGGCCAAUGGGAUCUGAAUAGUUAUCACCUGGUUACGCUCGGUGAUCGCAAUCAUUCGAUACGUUGCCUCUGCGUGGCUGGCGAGCGCAUUUGGGCGGCGCAUCGCAACAAGAUCUUCAUUGUUGAUCCCAUAUCGCUCAACAUUGUGCACUCGCUGGACGCACAUCCGCGCAAGGAGAGCCAAGUGCGACAGAUGGCAGCCACAGGUGCCGGCGUUUGGGUUUCCAUACGUCUGGACUCCACGCUGCGUCUGUACAACACGCAUACGUUUGAGCACAAGCAGGACGUGGACAUUGAGCCUUACGUGUCCAAGAUGCUGGGCACUGGCAAGCUGGGCUUUAGCUUUGUGCGCAUCACAGCGCUGAUGGUGUCCUGCAAUCGCCUCUGGAUAGGCACCAGCAAUGGUGUCAUCAUCUCUGUACCGCUUGCAGAGGCGCAACAAAAGUCAUCUGAUCCCCAUGGCCAAAUGCCAUUGUGCUGCAUGGCCAAUGCUCAACUGUCCUUCCACGGUCAUCGCGAUGCGGUCAAGUUCUUUGUGUCGGUGCCGAUGCUGCAACAACCGAAUAGCAGCACGUUAACCUUUAGCAACAAACGUCCCGAUAUGUUGGUCAUGUGCGGCGGCGAGGGUUACAUCGAUUUUCGCAUAAAUGACAAUGACAUGGAAAACAGUAUUCAACUGGAACCAAAUCAAACGAUCGAAAAUCGAGGCGAUAAGAGUUAUUUAAUUGUGUGGCAUGUUAGUCAACGUUAAAUCUAAUUAACAAUUAUACCCGGUACACAUUUCCGAUACCAUAAAGUAUAUAUAUUCCUGAUCUAUAUCUGUCCGACAGUUAUAACUCCUAAAUAUUGAGUUACCAGCGUUUUUCUUUUAAAUAUUUCAAGAAAAUUUCUUUACGAUUGAAGAUUGUAUCGAGUACCGGGUAUCGGACAGUCGAACGCCAUCGACUGUGGAAUUCUUAACUGUUAACUUUGCUUUAAGUCGAUAUGAAUAUAUUUAUAAACAAGUUAUGGAGAGAUACCAACUCUUAAGGGCUAGCAAAAAUAACACCGUACUUUAGUUUCUAUUAAUACACCCAAAAUUUAUUUAACUAAUUCAGUGCGCCGCAGCAUUGCCUAAAAAAAGAGAAAA
Messenger RNA from Drosophila nasuta, 4839 nucleotides. RefSeq names its product JNK-interacting protein syd (gene syd). The record is from RefSeq and is a predicted model, not a curated record. The transcript is spliced from 15 exons. NCBI's taxonomy places the organism in Eukaryota, Metazoa, Arthropoda, Insecta, Diptera, Drosophilidae. Gene Ontology annotation, molecular function: MAP kinase scaffold activity; signaling receptor complex adaptor activity; kinesin binding. Gene Ontology annotation, cellular component: cytoplasm. The coding region runs from base 733 to 4461 and encodes 1242 amino acids. Gene Ontology annotation, biological process: vesicle-mediated transport.